AUAGAAUUUUGUCUUUCUAAUUCGUCUGCAAGUAAUUUUUUUUUGUGUUUAUAAUCCAAUACGAGGACGGGAAAUGUCUGCAAAUUUUGUUAAAUAAAACGUGUUUGUGCUAUAACAGAUCCGCCCGUCGUCGUCGGUUUCGGUUUUUCUCGCUCUUUUCGUCUGCGUCCGCGCUCGGUUUCCAAUUGAAAUUGUGGAGGCGGCCGCAAGGGGACGACGACUGCAGCGGGCAGUGCGCAAAGGAGGGACAGGGACGGAGACUAGGACAGUAGCUCCCGACCAAGUGCAUCCCCGCCCCGUGUGUGCCCGUCUUCCUAAUGCAAUUCUGGCGGAGCGAAGCGCGCUCAUAAAAAUCAAAAGUAUAUAUAGCAGAUGUACAUGUAUAUAUAAUAUUCGGAUACGUUUUCUCGAUUCGCUCGCCCCUGCAUAUGUAUUUGUGUAUUUAAAUCAGUAUCACAACAGCACGCACACAAGCGUACGAACGAACGGGCAUUUGUUGUGUGUAGCGCGCUGCGUUUUCUUUUUUUUUAUGUGUUUCGAUUGAGAGUUUUGGUCGUGCGUGUUUGUGUGUGCGAGCGAGAAAGUGUAACCAGAGGAGCUGCAGUGAACGGACAACAACAAUAAGGAGCAAGAACAACAGCAUCAUAUUUAGCAGCAUGCCUGCCAGUCGCUGCACUGGAGAAGCGCUGCCACAAAGUGGCGUUUAUGCCCGCUAAGAGGAGGAGCAGCAGCAGCUGCAGGAGCAAACCGGAGCAAUAGGAUCCAUUUGUCACAUCCAGGAGGCGACACAGAACUCCACAAAUCGGAACAAUGCCGCGCUUUCGCAACGAGGAGCCGGAGCAGUCGCAUUACGUGGAUGGCGACGUUGUUUGGGUGAAGAUUCACAACACAGAGAUCUGGUGGCCAGGCGAGGUGACCUCCUCGCAGGACUUUCGCUUCGUUAAUGCCAGUCGGCCGCCGUUUGCCGUUGUGGCAUUCUUCAACGAAAAAACCUUCGAGCAAGUCAAAUCAGCCAAACUGAUUUAUCCCUUUCAAUGCGCUCACAAGGAUGAGUUCAUUAGACUGGGCACCAGUAAGUAUAAAAAGUCCGAUGGACAUAACAUGGGCGACAAGUUUAAUGAGGAUGUGGCCAUCGCCGAGGCACGAUUCCUGGGGACAUCACACCAGGUAUCCAGCCUGCAUGCCUCAUCGUCGUCCUCCUCCCGACCAGACAGCCUUAUCAAGGCCCUCCUGUCGAGCAGCACCAGCAGCAGCCUGCGCAACAGCAGCACACGCAGCUCCAGCGGAGUUCCCUCGCCGGCAGCCAAUCGACAGCCGGAGCCCACGUUUCGCAUCAUGGACAUUGGGAGCAGCAAUGAGCCCAGACGCGAGCGACGCGUCGAUGGCAGCUACGAUUGCCACAUGUGCAAUUUCCGCACCACCAGCAUGGACGUACUGCUCAUCCACCGGCGCGGCCACAUGGAGUCCAGCAGCAGUUACAGCAGCAACAGCACCACCAACAGUUCCAGCAGCAUCAGAAAGCGGGCGACACGUCGGGCCAACACCACGAACGCGUUCGAUAUGCGUCAUCUUUCGGAGCGUCGGAGCCGCGACAGCACUCACUUCCUGCCCAACUCGGUGCGCUGCCAUUCGCGCCAUGUCUCCAUUGUGGUAGACGCCUCGCUGACGGACGAGGAGCAGCAGCGUGUGGCCAAUAUUGCCCAGCAGACGAUGAAGAGCAUUGAGCGAGUUGUUCAUCCCAGCAGCGCCAGUUCCUCUGCCUCAACCAAGAGCAAAAGUCGUCGCCGUAGCAUUCGUAAUAGCUCAUCCUCACAGCAUCAGCAGCAGCAGCAGCCAGUGCCGGUGCCGGUGCCGGUGACGCCUGUUGUCGAGACUCCGCGUCGCAGCACUCAGAAUCCGCGAGAUCCGCGCAGCCAGCGUUCCAACCAGCUGCGAGCCACAAUGCCCGCCCCUCAACCUCCGCCGCCGCCAGCUAAGCCGCGUCGUCUAACGCGCUCCAUGAGCCGCCUUCAGCAGGGCAUGACAACGCCGGAACUACCGCCACCGUUGGUGCUGGCAACGCCAAAGCGUAGUGCCGGCCGACGGCGGACUCUUGCUAUCACCGGUGCGGCUAGUGAGACGCCAAUGACUGUGCCCAGGCGAAGCAAUCCCAUGCGAAAGACCCUAACGGCAGUUCCCGAGACACCGGUGAGCACAGGUCGUCGCAAGCGCACGCUACCGAAGAACAGUGAGCCAAAGACGCCACCGAUAACACCAACACUGUCGCCUUCAUCGACACCGCCGCCCAUUGGAUUUACUCCAGCAACUGCCCCCGCACAUUUGGAUGCAGAGGAUGAUGAAGCGGCUGCCACGACAAUGCCUGAGGAGCCACCGGCCCCCAAGAAACCACGACCAGAAGUUACACCGACAUCGACAGUAAUUUACCCGCAGCAACAGCAACAGCAGCAGCAGCAGCAGCCGCAGCCGCAGCAAAACAACUUUGCUGGCUCCCUGGAACUACAGCGCAGUCUGAUGGCCGAGUGGUGCGACGACGAGAUGGACGAUGUUCUGGGGGAAGACGAGCCCGCCGAGCAUUCGACGCCGAAUGGCAGGAAGUCAGCAGCAAUGGAAGGUGAGCAGGAACCAAAGCAGCCGCAAGAUGUGAAGGACGAUGAACCGAUGCUGGCUGAGCGCACGCCGGCCAAGAAGCGCAUACGCAACAUACCAAAGAAGGAUCGACGCGACGUGGUGCGACAGGAGUUUGACGUGGAGCCAGACGAGCCCAUUGUCAUUCCGGACAGCGAUGCCAGCUCCAACGAGAGCGUGGUCUUUUUGGACGAUGAGCCGAGGCAGCGCCGCAAGAGGCAUGCAACUACGCAUCAUAGUUCCAAUGGAAGCGAAAAGAGCAAGUCCACAUCCACAUCCACGCCCAAGGCGGUCAACAACUCUUCUUGCUUUGACUUCGAGGAGGAGGACGAUCUACAGCAGCAGCAGCAGAACGAAGGCCAGAACGGACUGAGCUACCGGCGUCGUACGCAGACCAAUCGCUUGGACAUCAAUGGCAAGGGUAACUCGGAGGUGGAGUCGAUGGAUGCAGGACCAGAAGCAGAAGCCGGUGAAGCGGAUGAGAUACCCGCCGAGCCCCUGGCAACUGCCCCAGAUGAUCUCUUUAUGGGCUUUGAUGAAGUCCAGCAGAGCUUAGAUGAAGCUGAGAUUGCGCAACAAGAGGAGCAGUCAGAGCCCGUAAAUCCCCAGCCCGAGGAGCCCGAGACCGUAGCCGAAGAGCAGGCAGAGCCAGAGGCUGAAGAAGCCUUGCCCAAGCCGGAAACAGAAGCAGAGGCAGAAGCCGAGAUUGAGGGAGAGGUUGAGGGAGAACCCGGUGAUCACCUAAGCCUGCCCAUCAAGGAGCGGCAGAAGCGUAUCUUCAAGUCGCGCAACAAGUCAACAGUGGCAGCGCCGAAAGAAGAAGACCCAGUUGCAUUGGUGGCCGUUCAGGAGGAGAUCCAGCAGCCACCGGCCAACGGCAAUGGAUCUGCUGAACAGCCAGAGCUCUGCAAUGGCAAGGACGAGGCCUUGACUGAGAGUAACAGCAUUGCGAAUAGCAGCGAGAGCGGCCCAACCAAGAGAUGCGGCAAACGCCGCCACAAAACCAAGACUGAAUCAUGUAAACGGCGUCACCACCGAUGCUCGAAGGCCAAGGCAAAGCGCCAGCAGAACCGCUUGCCAACUCCAGUGCCCGUGCCCGAGGAGCUGAGCAACAACAGCAGCAGCACCACCACUAGCAGCAGCAGUAACAACAGCAACAACAGCAGCAACAGCACCAGCAGUAGCAACAGCAACAGCAACAGCAACAGCAGCAACAACAACAGCAACAGCAACAGCAACCACCUCAGCAACCGGCCCAGCUCAAGUCCAGGAGCACACGGCAGUGGCAUACUCUCGCCGGUGCUCAGCUCCAGCAACAGCUGCUCCAUUGCCUCAAACAUUGCUGUGAUCUCGCCAGAGGAGGCGCGCGAGCUGCAGCGCUCCGCGUCGGGUGCCGGUCUGAUUCAUGCGGCCAUUGUGGACGCCACGCAACCGGUGCAGCGCGGUGGUGUGCUCAUUCUGGAGGAUAUACGUCUGCCCAAUCUGUACGAGCCAUUUGGUAGUAUGUCCUCAUCGUCGGGCAGCAACGAUAGUCGACGUCCGGUCCAUGAGGGGGAGGUAGAAGAUGAUGAGCAUUCGCAGGACUCGAAGGCUUCAGAGGAACAGGCUGUGGUGGACAAGCUGGAUCGGAAUGACUAUGACGCGGAGGAGAAUCGUGAUGCCGAGUCCUUGCUCAAUGACAGCAGAAUGACCGACGAAGUCACCCAAUCACCGGAUGAGUCCAGUCUCGCCCAUGCGCCUGAGGUCAUGCAUUUCGUGUCGCAGCCGCGCGAGGUGCUGCUGAAGAAGCGGGAACAAGAGCUGCUGCGCCAGUACAAGGCCGAUCUCGUCAGUGGGCGGAGUGCUGAGAAGUGCCGCAAGGCACGCGAGCGCUGGUCCCGCACGAUGCGCUCCACCGAAGAGAAGGAGCCACCGGAUAAUGCGCUGCAGCAGGAAGCAGAUGUGGACGCAAUUUUAGAAGCUCCAUUGCAGGGCCACGAGGAGGUGGAGCAGGUGGAGGAUCAAUACGCUCAGGGGCAGUGUAACGAGGAGGAAAUACUUGAACACCAGCAGGCGGAAGCAACGAUAGGUGACGAGUCGCAGGAUUCCCUGGACGCUGACCUGGCCGCCAUAGAGCUUGUGCUGCCGUCCAAUCUCUAUAAUCGUGGAUCUCGUCGUGCCGUUAGUCAUCCCCAUGCCAACCUGGCCGCAGUCAGUGGCAGAAAGGCCUCCGGACACCUAGGCGGCGCCCAGGCGCUGUGCGAUGCGGAUGUGGCCAAAGCCCACCAGCAGUUGGUGGAUCUUCGGGAGCAACAGCGUCGUCGAUAUUCACCAACCGAGCCAACGGUUCCAGCCGCCCCUGCCACGCCGCCGGAGCCACGCAGACAGCGUAGGAGGUCGCGUAACCCUAGCAAUGAGAUGGUGGAGUGCACUUUCCGCUUCGACGUGGCCGAUGAGGCGUCGUGCGAGACCAAGGAGGUGCAGGAGAGCCUGACGCCGCAGUUGUGUGCCGGCCGCAUAUGCGCAGUGAUGACCCGACCAAUACCCGGCUAUAAUCACACCUUCAUGCUCUGCUCCCUGGCCAAUAAUAACUUUACGCCGCUGAACAAUGUGGCCCUGUACCUGGACAGCGAGAAGAAUCAUCUGGUGCCAGUUCCGCGGGAAGCCCUACUGGAGCCCCCUCGCCUUGCUGACGGCCAUCCGCUGUCGGCUGUAUUUGCGGACAUCGACAUCCUGGGCGAUGAGGCAGUGGCCCAGGCCAUGGAGCCGGUCGAGCAGGAGGCGGACACAGAGCCAGACCUACUUCAGGUUCAAAAUCACAGUCAAAAUCAAAACCAAAGCCAGGAUGAAGUCGAGCGUAUGUCCACGGUUCAAAUCCUGCUGAGCGAUUCGGAGAACGGCGAAGCCGGCGGUGGCGGCGAACGGGACGAAGAUGAGCCGGUGGAAACGCUUGGCAUAAUGACACCGCUUAGCCAGGUGGCCGAGGGCGGUGCCCUGGCUGGCAGCAGCUACGUCAACGAAGAUGGACAGCUUUCCCUGCACGACGACCAAGUGGAAUCAAAUGUCCUGCAGCUAAACGUCAACGGGCAUCGCCUGGAGCUGGACCCCUCGAUGCUCUUUAGCAUUGCCGAGCAGCCCGAUUCGUGCAUUGAGCUGAGUGUUGCCGAGACGAGUCCCACCACCGGUGUUUGCGGAGUGGGCAGCACCACAGCGGUACUGCAUGCACGCGAUAUCCUGCAGGCAGCCCAGGUCUAUCUACAGGAGCGGGAUCUGCAGCUGGUUAAUGUGGAGGACAUGACGCUGGACGGUGAGGAGGCCAUGGCUGUGCCCGUCACUGACCUGCUCUCGCAGGCCCUGGCCGGCAGCCAGGUGGUGGACGACGCUGAUUUUGUGGACGCUGCCAAUGCUGGCGUUGGCAUGCUCCAUAUUGAUACACGCACCGCUGGCGGCGUUGGCGUUGGAGUUGGCGUCGGUGGAGACAGCAGUAGCGGCGUCGUCGAGCCGGGCGUCAGUGUGGUGUACAUCUCGCAUGCUCUGCCGCCGCCGGCCGCCCAUCUCACGCCACCGAUAACGGCGCGCACCAACGAGACGAACGCCCUGCUCGAUCAGACGCCCAUCAUGUCGACGCUGGAGAACCCGAGCGGCGGCAUGCAGCUGCGUCGCGUCUCGCCGCUGGCCGAGGGCAAUCUGGAGGACAGCCUGGCCGUGAUCGGCGUGACGAACGGCAGCGGUGUGCCCACCUCACUGGAACUGCCCAUAACCGUUACCAAUCCGGCCAUUGCACCGCGCGUAACAGCUCCAACGCCCAUGGUGGACAUGGUGCAGUUUGCACCCUUCCAGUAAUUGAAGCAGCGGGGAGGACCAUUAAUGGUCAAACGUAUUUCAUUUCUUUUUUUUUUAGUCUCUUAGUCUUAUUGAGAAUGCAGCGAAUGCAUUUUAGAAUUAUGUUCUUUUCGUUUUUGGAGCGUUAGUUGAAUUGACCCGAAACGAUGACAGCCGAUGAUGACAUUGCGAUGCAAUACACAAGCCUGCGCACAGCAGGUGCUUACAUGUUAGUUCACUAGCUCCUAAGUUAGAGAUUCCUACACGCGCCCAGAGAUGCCCUACAUUGCAAAUGGAGGCGUCGGCGAGCAAACCACAGUAGCACUUACAUAUAUAAGCUUGUAAUUUACUAACAUACAAAACAACAAAGGAUCAGAGGCAGCGACCAGCUGCAUCAGAAACCAUUAAGGAUCAGAAACGAACAGAUUUAGAAUAGGCACCAAAGCAAACACUUAACACAAAGCGAAACACAAGAGCAAGGAGCAUACAGAGCUGGUGAAGAGGGACUUACACACACACACACACACACACACACGUUUGUAUUUAGGCUACUCUUUCUGCCUUUACAACAACCAUAAUAAUAAUGUUUUGCUGUGUAAAUUCCUGGUCACCUCUGUAUAUAGGAACCUAGGAACACUCUACUCUAAUGCGUAGUGUAAUGUACCAAGGCGUGUGUACGAGGUGAAGUCAGUGUCUAAGCUAAAUUAAAUGUAUGUGUAAGGGCAGCCCACGUUGGUGCGGAUCGAGAUGCUCGAGUUGGGCAUCGAUUUCAAUAAAGGCAACAGAAUGCUACAGAAAUAAUAACAAUAA
Messenger RNA from Drosophila serrata, 7236 nucleotides. RefSeq lists its product as uncharacterized. The record is from RefSeq and is a predicted model, not a curated record. Gene Ontology annotation, molecular function: DNA-binding transcription factor activity, RNA polymerase II-specific; cis-regulatory region sequence-specific DNA binding. Gene Ontology annotation, biological process: response to starvation. Lineage: Eukaryota; Metazoa; Arthropoda; Insecta; Diptera; Drosophilidae. Gene Ontology annotation, cellular component: nucleus.